Priceomyces carsonii is the source of this 1434-nucleotide messenger RNA. It is a transcript of the gene GRF10, whose product is annotated as Grf10p. Gene Ontology annotation, biological process: cell differentiation; regulation of transcription by RNA polymerase II. The coding region runs from base 1 to 1434 and encodes 477 amino acids. Gene Ontology annotation, molecular function: RNA polymerase II cis-regulatory region sequence-specific DNA binding; DNA-binding transcription factor activity, RNA polymerase II-specific. NCBI's taxonomy places the organism in Eukaryota, Fungi, Ascomycota, Pichiomycetes, Serinales, Debaryomycetaceae. The record is from RefSeq and is a predicted model, not a curated record. The transcript has a single exon.
AUGUCAGCAGAUGACAAUGGAUCAUCCAAACGGACGAGAGCGUCUGGAGAGGUGUUGGACUUCCUUUUGCAAGAAUUCGAAAAUAACCAUAACCCCAGUCCGGAGCAAAGAAAAGAAAUCAGUGAUAGAACAAAUAUGUCAGAGAAGGCUGUCCGUAUAUGGUUUCAAAACAGGAGAGCUAAGAUGAGGAAGUUCGAACGUAUGGGGGUGAAUAACAAUGGUGCAAGCUCAAGCUACUCAAAUACUCCUAGCCAUACUGGUAGUCAAGUAAGUUCCUCAGAUCAAUAUGUGUCUCUGGUUCUGGGAAUACCCAUUGAAAUUAACGAAAAGUACUGCUUCAUCGACUGCACAUCAUUAUCAGUUGGUUCAUGGCAACGCAUAAAGAGCGGUGAUCACAAUGAAUCUUUAUUGAUAAAUAAUUUGGUAAAUCUUUCACCAUUCACUAUCGAUAGUAUCAUGGUUCAAGUUGAUUUAUUGGUGAUACUAUCUAAGAGGAACUUUGAAAUAAACUAUUUCUUCAGUGCCGAAUCUAAUAACUCCAAGAUAUUGUUCAGGAUAUUUUAUCCAAUUUCAAGCAUAGUGACAUGUUCCCUUGUUGAUAACAAUAUCAGUAAGGAAAACAUUGAGCUUAGACUUAGUUUGUCUCAUCAACCGAAGUUUUCCGUUUACUUCUUCAAUGGUGUUAGCUCGGAUACAAACCAGUGGUCGAUAUGUGAUGAUUUUAGCGAGGGUCAACAAGUCAGCCAAGCACACUGUGGCGAAGGAGGCUCUUCUACUCCACAUGUGUUAGUCGGAUUUAAAAACUCUUUACAAUUUUUAAAUUCCUUUAUUUUGGAAAAUAAUCAAGCGCAUGCUUCAACUUAUCACCCACAUGUACAAUUGUCAGAUCCAAGCAGCGAUGGACAAUUCAGUCACAAUUUGAACGUAUGGAGUGAUAAUAAGCUAGACCAUCAUUCUCGGUUGGCUAAUUCAAAGGGAUUAACGAAUUCUCCUCUUACACAGUUUGACUCUGAUGCAUCGCCCAUAUCUAUCGAAAGUAACGGUGUACGUGAGAACCACGGUUCCGUAUUGGCUCUAGAGAGCUCAACGAGAGAUCAUUUCACCGAUGUUUUCUCUGCCCAUACUCCCGAUUUUUUUCCUUCACAAACACCAAACUCAUCUAUGCAAGUGAGUAUUAACCAUGAAAAUUUGAUAAACAGCCCAUCUACAAACCUUCAGUCAUAUACACAUUCCGCGUAUUCCCCAAUUGCACAGCUUCCACAUGAUCCUGAAACUGAGAUCUCUGCGGAACCAGGUUCAGCUUUUGACUUCAAUAUCACUAGUACAAAUACCACUAAUAACAAUUCAGUUGAAAAUUCGAACCGUUCUUCGACUCCUUCAAAUCAUAAUAAUCAAAUUGACAGUUUCAUCGACUAUAAUAGCCAUGAUUCUUGA